Messenger RNA from Sphaeramia orbicularis (orbiculate cardinalfish), 1053 nucleotides. It is a transcript of the gene myl2b, whose product is annotated as myosin, light chain 2b, regulatory, cardiac, slow. Bases 85 to 591 code for a protein of 168 amino acids. The record is from RefSeq and is a predicted model, not a curated record. Gene Ontology annotation, molecular function: calcium ion binding. The transcript has 7 exons. Lineage: Eukaryota; Metazoa; Chordata; Actinopteri; Kurtiformes; Apogonidae.
GGUGGGGGCUCAGUAUAUCUACCCCUUGUUUUGAAUCCUACUCCAUCAUAAAGCAUCAAGGUCUCUGCAUCCAUCUAAAGACAAAUGGCACCCAAGAAAGCAAAGAAGAGAGCAGAAGGAGCCAGCUCCAAUGUGUUCUCUAUGUUUGAGCAGGCCCAGAUCCAGGAGUUCAAAGAAGCUUUUACCAUCAUGGACCAAAACAGAGACGGGUUUAUCGACAAGAAUGAUCUACGAGACACUUUUGCAGCUUUAGGGCGUUUAAAUGUCAAGCAAGAGGAGCUUGAUGAGAUGCUGAAGGAAGCACCAGGACCCAUUAAUUUCACAGUGUUUCUCACCAUGUUUGGAGAGAAACUAAAAGGUGCUGAUGCAGAGGAGACCAUCCUAAACGCUUUUAAGGUGUUCGAUCCCGAGGGAAAAGGGACAUUGAAGAAAGACUUUGUGACAGAGAUGCUGACGACACAGGCAGACAGGUUCUCCAGGGAAGAGAUGGACCAGAUGUUUGAGGCGUUUCCACCAGAUGUGGCAGGAAACCUAGAUUACAAGAACCUGGUCUACGUCAUCACACACGGAGAAGAGAAAGACCAGGAAUAGACAUUUUAAACAAUGUUUGUUUUUACAUGCCUGCAUGUGCAUGAAUAUAGAGAUGCAGCUAAGACAGAUAGCUAAGACAACAUAUACAUGUUACAGCUUCAGUCAUUACAUACUGUAUGCAUUACAACAUGUAAAUAAUCCUGGAGUGUGUAUGAAUAUAUCCAUAUAUAUGUUUUUGCACUAGUUGUGUUUACCACGUUAUAUAUAAAAUUAAAGACCUAUGAAAACAGCAGAAAAGAAUGUUCAGACUGAUCUGAUAUUGAAUCCUAUGAGAUAUUUUGCUGAUAGUUGGAUUUGUGGAGCUGUGAAGUUCAGAUGAUUAGUGUGCGAUUGUAAGAGAUCUAGAGGUUAAAUAAAUGGGCCUCAGAGGACAUCUUCUAAUCUCAGGCUGGAAAACAACAUUUUAGACUUAUUUCCACAUACCCCCAGGGAGACAGAUUUGGUGUGGCUUUACUUCUCAUA